Messenger RNA from Stereum hirsutum FP-91666 SS1, 1889 nucleotides. Its product is annotated as MFS general substrate transporter. Gene Ontology annotation, molecular function: transmembrane transporter activity. The record is from RefSeq and is a predicted model, not a curated record. NCBI's taxonomy places the organism in Eukaryota, Fungi, Basidiomycota, Agaricomycetes, Russulales, Stereaceae. Gene Ontology annotation, biological process: transmembrane transport. The coding region runs from base 1 to 1740 and encodes 579 amino acids. The transcript is spliced from 13 exons.
AUGUCGACUGUCAAACAAUCCGAAAAGGUCGCAACGACACCCGUCGAGGAGAAAGAGAAGUCCUCGCUCGAAGGCCGUCCGGGGACCGGUUCGGUCGUCGGUAGCGAGAGGUCUCUGGGCUAUGGAGGACUUUCUGGCGGUAGGAAGCCAUUGCCGAUCGCAUGGCGCGGGGUGAUGAUAAUCUUGACCUGUCUUUGUGCUUUUGGGAACCAUUGGUCGAACGCUCUCAUUGUUGCACUCAAGACUACGAUCAUCAGCAACCUCAAGAUUAACAACUCCGAGUUCGCCACUCUGGUCGCUGUCACCAAUCUCAUGAACACCUUCCUCUGCAUUGCGCUCGGCUACUGCAUCGACAAAUACGGUGGUGCCUCCCUCUCCGUCGUUCUUGCGGCCUUCCAUCUUGCAGGCUCCAUCGUCAUGGCCGGCGCAGCGACCAACGGACUCAACAGCUACCCGCUCCUCAUCGUCGGCAAAGUCCUCGCCGCUGUCGGAGACGGCUCCCUGGAUAACGCGCAGCACAGGAUCUUUUCGACAUACUUCGCACCUGGAAAGGGCUUCGCAUUUUCGAUUGGUGCGAUUUGGUCCGUCGCCAACCUCGCCCAAUUUGCCGGACAGUCCACCGCCAACAUUAUCUCCACCUCCCUCGGCACCUACGCCUGGACGCUCUGGAUCUCGUCCAUCAUCGCCCUCUUCUCCCUCCUCUGCGCCGUCUCGCUCGUCCUCCUCGACCGCUACCUCCGCGACAAGUACGAGGUGACGGACCACACGUCCGGCAAGCGACACGUGAAGAGCACGAACGAGAAUAUCAGCAUGAAGGCGGGCGUUUUCAAGUUGAAGGCGAUCAGGAGUUUGCCGAUGAGCUUUUGGUUGGUCGUGGCGUUCGCGGUGUUCGAGAAUGCGGGCGUGCAGAGUUUUGUGUCGAUCUCGACACAAUUUGCACAACAGAGGUUGAAGAAGGGAGCCGUUAUCGGUGGAUGGGUCUCUAGUUUCUACCUCCUCCUUCCGGCAGGAUUGACACCCUUCCUCGGCAUCUUCAUCGACAUGUACGGUCACCGUGUUUCUUUCCUGCUCGCGUCUGGUGUCACAUUCCUCAUCUCGAUGUUGCUCCUCAAGUUCUCGCACACUGUGCCUACGUUCGUGGCUGCGUAUGUGUUCUACGCUCUGUCCCAGGCUGUAACCCCCGCGCCACAAGUCGAGAUUGUCCGCUCUAUCAUUCCUGAUCCCGCGUACUUUGCCACAGGAUUCGCUAUCAAAAAAUCCGUCGUUCAAGCUUCCAUCGUCAUCAUCACCACCGCCGCUGGCAGACUCCAAGACCUCUCCCCGACCAACUCCCUCGACCCCGCCGUCUCCCUCUGGCUCGCCUACGCCUUCGUCUCCGUCUUCUUCUCCGGCCUCAUGGUCUUCCUCUCGCACUUCACCAACCUCCUCCCGGCCUCGACGCUCAGCCAGAUCACGCCCGCCUACAAGAAGGCGGAGGUCGACAGGAUGUGGAGUAAGGGCAUGGCGAACGCUUCGAGCCUGAGGGGCGAAGUGAUCGGCGAGGACGGAGACGGCGAUGAGUUGAGUUGGGAGGAGAAGGAGAAGGUGUUGAAGGCGCCGAAGAGGGCGAGCAAGAUGUUGGUCUCUGUUGUGGCACCUGCGGUAGGGAUGGGGAUUAUCUUGCUCGGAUGGGUCAUGUUUGGGCUGGGCGUUUCUUGGGGCGUACACGGUUCUGUGAUCGCGGGGACGGUCGGAGAGUGAAAUGAUAGCAUUCGAUGUCCCACUACCGUCGUCCCAGUUCAGGUCGGGCGGAGUCCCGAUCUUUUUUUCGAUUGGCUGAUUUCUGGUCGGCUGUGGCGGAAUGCUGUGUGGUAGACGCUAUAUCCUUUUGGCAACUGCUUUUCCAUCGU